AUGGAGAUGCUACCUAAAGGUGGGUUCAGCUUUGAUUUGUGCAAGAGGAAUGACAUGCUUGUCAAGAAGGGUUUGAAGGAACCAUCAUUUCUCAAGACGGGGACCACCAUUGUCGGCUUAAUUUUUAAGGAUGGUGUCAUUCUUGGAGCAGACACACGAGCCACCGAAGGACCCAUUGUUGCAGAUAAGAACUGCGAGAAAAUUCAUUACAUGGCCUCAAAUAUUUACUGCUGUGGAGCCGGGACUGCUGCUGAUACAGAAGCUGUUACAGACAUGGUUAGUUCCCAGCUGAAGCUACAUCGUUAUCACACUGGUCGUGAGUCGAGGGUUGUGACAGCUCUUUCAUUGUUGAAGUCUCAUCUUUUCAGCUACCAAGGACAUGUCUCAGCUGCUUUGGUGCUUGGUGGAGUUGAUGUCACAGGCCCACAUUUACAUACUAUUUAUCCACAUGGUUCAACUGACACUCUCCCGUUUGCCACAAUGGGUUCCGGUUCCCUUGCUGCAAUGGCUGUCUUUGAGUCAAAAUACCGUGAAGGGCUGACUAGGGAUGAAGGUGUAAAAUUAGUAUCUGAGGCCAUAUGCUCUGGCAUAUUCAAUGACUUGGGAAGUGGAAGCAAUGUAGAUAUCUGUGUAAUAACCAAGGGGGAGAAGGAAUAUCUGAGAAACCACAUGUUGCCGAAUCCUCGAACCUAUAUUAGUGAGAAGGGUUAUUCAUUUUCCAAAAAGACUGAGGUAUUGAGCACAAAGAUUACGCCACUGAGAGAGAUGGUGGAAGUGAUUGAAGGAGUAGCCAGUCUCAACAGAAAAGAUAUCCAGAUGUCGUGCCCAUUUCAGUCCUUCCCUCAACACCAUGCAUUCACCCAACAGCAGUUCAAUGUUACCUAUGAGAACUUUUGGGAGACCUGCCACCAUCUCGUCAUGUGCAUUGCUAUAGCCCCAACACCAUAUACAUAUCAACCUCACUCCAUUGCUGCAUCCACAUUCAAUUUCAAUUUCCUGGGGGUUGGAGGUGUCACCACCUAUUAG
This is a messenger RNA of Fraxinus pennsylvanica, 1026 nucleotides long. Lineage: Eukaryota; Viridiplantae; Streptophyta; Magnoliopsida; Lamiales; Oleaceae. The record is from the annotation of a GenBank genome assembly.